AUGGUGCGCAAAAAAGGUGGUAGUCACAGGUCAGAGGGUCGCAACCGGACCCGCGAGGACUACCUUCUGCAUCCCCCUGAAUCUAUCAUAGCCGAUCCGCCGCCGCCAUCCUCGCCAGGUCAUGAGAGUGAUGAGGAUUCACACGCAGAAGCGACCGUCGCAGCAACGGCGGGGAAGUUGGAGGAAGACGAGCUCAAGUUUGUCCUGUAUCAACGUGCGGUGCAGUCCCCGCGCGGCGACAUCAGCUAUCUGCUCAAGUUCUUUCUCAACUACGUAGGCGGCCGCGUCCCCCAGCACCUGCACGAGGACUUCUGCGGCACCGCACUCAUAUGUGCCGAGUGGCUACGAGGAGAUCCCCGUCGCACUGCCCUCGGUCUAGACUUUGACGAGCAGGCCCUUUCCUGGGGCAUUCGGGAAAACUUUUCCAGCCUGCCCGGCUCGGCCCGCGGACGAGCAUGCAUGCUGCUUGGGGACGUGCGUGAUCCGCUCACAUCUGCCCGAUUUGCGUGCCCGGACGUUUUAGACGAGCCAGAAUGCGAGAACAAACAGUCAAGUGCAACCAGGGAGGUACAAGAUUCAGGGGAGGGUGAUGUUGCUGCUGCUGCUACCACUGCUGUAGGCCCCGUAUGGCCGCAAUUGGAAAGGCUGCGGCAGCAACGGGCAGACCUGAUCUGUGCGUUCAACUUCAGCUCCUGCUGCCUCCUGCAUCGCUCAGAGCUUCUGGCCUACUUUAAGAGCGCUCGCACUAGGCUUGCAGGCGCCGGCGGUGGGAGUGCUGGGGAGGGUGUGGCAGAGAGUGGGGCUGGCAGUGGUGGUGGAGGAGGGGGAGGGGGAGGAGGGGUGUUUGCAAUGGAUCUGUAUGGAGGCACGUCUUCUGAGGGGGCAUUGAAGCUGCACCGCAGAUAUGGGGACAUGGAUUACACAUGGGAGCAAGAGCGCUUUGAUGCUGUGACUCGCACCACCCGCAUAUCCCUGCACUUCCGCGUGCCACAUGACUGGGCGCCUGCCUCGUCCUCCGCCCAUGCAGCAGACUCCACAGCACGCAGAGGUGGCAGGAAGCGGCAGCAGCCCAAGCGCGUGUUGCGCAGUGCAUUCAGCUACAGCUGGCGCCUGUAA
Molecule: messenger RNA, 1116 nt
Organism: Closterium sp. Naga37s-1
Lineage: Eukaryota; Viridiplantae; Streptophyta; Zygnematophyceae; Desmidiales; Closteriaceae
Source: the annotation of a GenBank genome assembly